Messenger RNA from Corticium candelabrum, 2615 nucleotides. Its product is annotated as growth factor receptor-bound protein 14-like. The transcript has 20 exons. Gene Ontology annotation, molecular function: protein binding. Gene Ontology annotation, biological process: signal transduction. The record is from RefSeq and is a predicted model, not a curated record. The coding region runs from base 14 to 2497 and encodes 827 amino acids. NCBI's taxonomy places the organism in Eukaryota, Metazoa, Porifera, Homoscleromorpha, Homosclerophorida, Plakinidae.
CUGUACUCCGCGCAUGCCUAGCUCCUAUAGGAUGACUGACCAGGACGAGGUGCGCAAAUGGCUCUCAGCGGUCAAGCUAGAGCGCUACUACGACCAGUUCAUCGCCAAUGGAUACGACGACAUCGAAACUGUCGAAAAUCUUACGGAAGAAGAUUUGGAUGCAAUCGGCGUGACUCUGGCUGGUCACCGGAAGCGGCUCCUGAUGGAAGCUAAAAAGUCGGUUGGAGCGAACUUGCACUCUUCUGCGGCGAGUGCUCACCAAAUUCAAUCGGCAGAGCAAGGUUCGCAAAUAGCACCACCCACGCACUUCAACUCCAACACUCCUGUGUCGGCCAACAUCGACAGUCUCAAUUCUGUGCUGGGAGAACUUCACGCUUUCUCUGCUGGUUCUACUCCUUUUACAGCUUCUGCACAGGUGGACUCAAUUCCUGUCACUACCCCAAGUGCCACAAAUGCCAAUGAUGAAGGAGAUGUUGACCUUGAUGCUCUUUUGGAUGACUUAAAUAAAUUUGAUCCACUUGAGCAGUCACAGCAGAAAGAGCCACCGGUUCCUGCAUCUCCACCACAGGUAGAACAGCCAUCAACAACCGAACAGCCAUCAACAACCGAACAGCCAUCAACAACCGAACAAGAAAAGCCAGAACUCCAGACCGUAUACCAGGAAGUCCGUGGCUCUGUAGCUGCACAAGCCGACAAUCCUCCCAAACUACCAGCACGUAGUCCAUUAAAGGAAACUCGUAGUAUUGCUAAUCAUGUGGACGUCUCUCCCGUCAGCAAUGGUCGUGUAAAUCAAAGUAAUAGUUCAGUGGCAUUUCCUCAUUCCCAGAUUGUUCCAAAAGCAAGAGAAGUACAGCUCUCAGGGAAUCCUGCAGUAGUACACAACUCAAGGGAGAACCAGGCGGUCACAGUGGAAAUCAAGGAAAGAAUGGAACGAGUGAAACGAGAACUUGAACUUACCAAUCUUUCGGAGAAAGAAAAGGAGACGAAGCUUCGUGAGGAAAAGAUGAAAAUAGCGAUGGAAAAGAUCAAGGAGGCGAGCGUUCAGCAGGCAUACAUUGGUGUGUAUAAUAUGACUGGUUCGUGUCAGACAGUGACCGUCAUUGAAGGAAUGACCGCGAUGACUGUGUGUUACGUGUUGAUGGAGAGAAACAGUUCAGAUAUGACGAAACAUUGGGUUCUUGUCGAACAGCUUCCGGACGUCGGAAUAGAGAGAACGCUUGAAGAUCAUGAAGUUGUGCUGGAUAUCUACCAGCUGUGGUCUCGGGAUUCAGAAAACAGAUUUGUAUUUCGAGAGGAUCCUCUCAAAUAUGACUUGUUUGAACAUCCAAUUCGGUACUUUCCUGCUCACUUGGCUAUGAGCGCUGGUGACACGAGGUCGGGGUCCGCAAAAGCAGAACGAGCGAAAGCCAUUUUGUUGAAAGAAUUUUUCACAAGUUCGGGACGUGUUCCAGAGCUAGAGGGUAGUCUUUUCUUUAAAGAACAAGGAGACAAGAAGACGUGGAAAAAAGCGUACUUCAUGCUUCGUUCAUCAGGCAUAUACUACUCAACGAAAGGAAAAUCAAGAGAGUCACGCAAUCUGGUCUGCUUUGUGAAUUUCGAAGGCCAUAAUUUGUACAUGGGAAUUGAUUUUAAAAAACAGUUUAAAGCACCGAAUAACUACUGCUUUGCUUUGAAGCCUGCUGUGAAGGCAUCAGCCUCGAUAAUGAAAGAACUUCGUUGUCUAUGUGGCGAUGACCAGGAUACCAUGCUGUCGUGGACUGCCGGAAUUCGACUCGCAAAGUUCGGUCUACAACUAAGAGAUAACUAUCAAGCGAUACAGAGGAAGCAUAGCAAGUUAAAGGAAUUGCAACUACAACAGCAACAACUGACAGAAUCGAAAAGUCAAUCGCUUGAGCGUCGAUCUACUGUGACUACCAGUACUCCGACCACACCACAGGUCCAAUCUGCGACUCGGUCUUUUACGACAACCGACCGGCCUCCCUAUGGGUCAGGUUCUUGGCCGGGAUCGAGUAAUAGUCCGACGCCACCGAUAGCUUCACCCAUUAUGGCAUCUUCAGGCGUAAGCUCCGAGGGAGCUCUUCCAUCGCUCCAUAACACAGAGCAUCCCAACCUACCAUCUCGAGGCAAGUCUCCCAAACCUCGAUUCAAGAAAGUUGAUGGACCACACGUGUCCGAACCGUGGUUCUUUGGUGCACUCGGUAGAGACGAGUCCGUGGAGAUUCUACUAAAGAAUGGAAACUUGAACGGACUGUUCCUCGUUCGUGAAAGUACAAAUUGUCCCGGUGCAUUUGUUCUUACCAUGACGUUUGACGGACGAGCUCGUCACUUCCAAAUACAACAGCGAUCAGUGGAUCCUAUGUCAUACUCGAUUGACGAUGGGCCGAUAUUUCAAGACAUUGUACAGGUCAUACAGCAUUACUCGGAUGAUCCUGAUCGUCUCCCAUGCAAGCUUCUACGGGGAUGCUCGAGACCCAUGUAUCGUAAAAUAGGCGAAUAAAUUAAGAAUGACCCCUGAGUUUAAUUUUAGUGAGUAGCAGUGAUGAAUUGUUUGCACAUUGAGACAUCAGUUUAUAGGAAAAUGUGAAGAGGUAUUGAUUGGAUUUCAUUUUAACUGA